GAUGCGGCUUUCAGGCAUUUGUUCAGGGCAUGUCCAUGUGGUCUAAAGGGGCUUGUAAAGCAACUGGAGCAGUUCAGAGUUCAACAGCAGGUUUCCAAGAUGCCGCCCAAAGGAAAAAGUGGUUCUGGAAAAGCGGGGAAAGGGGGAGCAGCCUCUGGGAGUGACAGUGCUGACAAGAAGGCUCAAGGUCCCAAAGGUGGUGGCAAUGCAGUAAAGGUCAGACACAUUCUAUGUGAAAAACAUGGCAAAAUCAUGGAAGCCAUGGAAAAGUUAAAGUCUGGGAUGAGAUUCAAUGAAGUGGCUGCACAAUAUAGUGAAGAUAAAGCCAGGCAAGGGGGCGACUUGGGUUGGAUGACCAGAGGGUCCAUGGUAGGACCAUUUCAAGAAGCAGCAUUUGCCUUGCCUGUAAGUGGGAUGGAUAAGCCUGUGUUUACAGACCCACCAGUUAAGACAAAAUUUGGAUAUCAUAUUAUUAUGGUUGAAGGAAGAAAAUAAAAUCAUAUGAAAGACUGAAUAAGUUUUAUACAUUUUGUUUCUUUAAAAGGUAUUGGGUAUUCUUUUGAGCUGGAGUUGCAAGGAAAUACAAAAAUUUUUAAAAAGAAAAGAUAUUGGAUGCUGCUUGUAUUUUGUGGAGGCUCUGUCAGUAUGGGUUUGUAGGUGUGAGAGAAGGUGGGGAUAAGUGAGUGUCUACUGCAGUAGGUAUUCAGUCAGUCAUUCUCAAAGAGAAGUCAAGCAGACUCCCUUUAACCUGUAUUCCCUUUCCUCUCAGAACUAUAUCUGACUCUCAGUCUGUCCCAUAAAUUAAUUCAGAAACCAUCUUCAGGGGAAGCAGAUAUCAACUCACACUAUUCACACAACUGAAAAUAUUGGGCAUCAAAUAGAUUAGUAUAUGAGAAUCAUAAAAUAAAUUCCUGGACAACAUUUGUUUUACAUGUUAGUCAACUCUGAUCUUCCAGGACAUUUAUUAAUAGCUCCGCUCUCUUAACAUAGUAUGUGGCACAUUAUAGGCUUUCAGUGUUAACUCCUUUCUUUUAAAAUAAAUGUUUUUUGGACGGAAAA
Sapajus apella (tufted capuchin) is the source of this 1059-nucleotide messenger RNA. RefSeq names its product peptidylprolyl cis/trans isomerase, NIMA-interacting 4 (gene PIN4). Bases 100 to 495 code for a protein of 131 amino acids. Gene Ontology annotation, molecular function: DNA binding; peptidyl-prolyl cis-trans isomerase activity. NCBI's taxonomy places the organism in Eukaryota, Metazoa, Chordata, Mammalia, Primates, Cebidae. The transcript has 4 exons. The record is from RefSeq and is a predicted model, not a curated record. Gene Ontology annotation, biological process: rRNA processing.